UGAAAGAUACAAUGGCAACGAAAAAGGUUUAGUAAUUAAGGAAAGCUCUGAUACAUUAUAAUAAUAAAGUUCUACUUGUAUUGAACCAUGUCCUUUAAUACACAAUCACCCACCAUUGUGGUGUUGAAAGAAGGAACCGAUGCCUCCCAGGGUAAGGGCCAAAUCAUUAACAAUAUCAAUGCCUGUUUGGCCAUCCAAGAUACAUUGAAGCCAACCUUGGGUCCAUUUGGAUCGGAUAUUCUUAUUGUUUCAUCCAACGGUAGAACCACCAUCUCCAACGAUGGUGCCACCAUCUUGAAGCUUUUGGACGUUGUACACCCGGCCGCUAAGAUGCUUGUGGAUAUUCUGCGUGCUCAAGAUGCUGAAGUUGGUGAUGGUACCACUUCUGUCACUAUUCUUGCCGGAGAACUUUUAAAGGAAAGUAAAACUUUCAUUGAAGAUGGUAUUUCAUCCCAUCUUAUCACCAAGGGUUUACGUAAGGCCUGUGACUUGGCUGUUGCCAAGGUUAAGGAACUUAGUGUAGAGAUCAAAAAGGAUGAUCCUAAGGAAUUCCGUCAACUUUUAGAAAGAUGUGCCACCACUGCUAUGUCUUCUAAACUUAUCAGUAAGAACUCUGAAUUCUUCACCAAGAUGGUGGUUGACUCUGUUCUCACCUUGGACCAAAAUGAUCUUGAUGAAAAUUUGAUUGGUAUAAAGAAAGUUCCUGGUGGAGGAAUGGAAGAUCUGCAAUUCAUUGAUGGGGUUGCCUUCAAAAAGACUUUCUCAUAUGCUGGGUUUGAACAACAACCAAAAUCAUUCACAAACCCAAAGAUCUUGAACUUGAACGUUGAAUUGGAAUUGAAGGCUGAAAAGGAUAACGCUGAAGUUCGUGUUGAACAAGUUAAGGAUUAUCAAGAUAUAGUAGAUGCUGAAUGGAAAAUCAUUUUCUCCAAAUUGGAAGCCAUUAAGGACUCUGGUGCCAACAUUGUCUUGUCCAAGUUACCAAUUGGUGAUUUGGCCACUCAAUACUUUGCUGAUCGUGACAUUUUCUGUGCUGGACGUGUUGCUGCUCAAGAUAUGGAUAGAGUGAUCAAGGCUGUUGGCGGUAGUAUUCAAUCCACCUGUUCGAACCUCAAAGACCAUGAAUUGGGUACCUGUGCCGUUUUCGAAGAACAACAAAUUGGUUCGGAUAGAUACAAUAUCUUCAAGGGAUGUCCACAAGCCAAGACUUGUACAUUGAUCUUGAGAGGUGGUGCUGAACAAGUGAUUGCUGAAGUGGAAAGAUCCUUACAUGACGCCAUUAUGAUUGUCAAGAGAGCUGUUAGUCAUAACCUGGUUGUUGCUGGAGGUGGUGCCAUUGAAAUGGAACUUUCUAAAUACUUGCGUGGGUACGCUAAGACUGUUGCUGGUAAGCAACAACUCAUCAUAUCUGCGUUUGCCAAGGCCUUGGAAGUCAUUCCAAGACAACUUUGUGAAAACGCUGGACUUGAUGGUAUUGAUAUCUUGAACAAGUUGAGAUCUGCACAUGCCAAGGGUGAAACUUGGUUUGGUGUGGAUUUCCAACAAGAAUCUGUUGGUAACAACAUGACCAGUUUCAUUUGGGAACCAGCUUUAGUUAAGAUCAAUGCCAUUCUGUCUGCCACAGAAGCUGCCACUUUACUUUUAUCUGUUGAUGAAACUAUCAAGAAUGAAGAUGGUAAUGAACAACAAGGUGGAAGAGGUAGAGGAGCUUAUUAGUGUAUAUAAGGAAUCUAUAGAAGAAGGAAU
Messenger RNA from [Candida] anglica, 1746 nucleotides. Lineage: Eukaryota; Fungi; Ascomycota; Pichiomycetes; Serinales; Debaryomycetaceae. The record is from the annotation of a GenBank genome assembly.